AAAAGAACGGCAGCCAAGUACUUCGAGGUCGGUGGUGGCUCCGGUGGUUUCGAUAGAGACCAUCGCCGAGAUUUCAUGGUUCCCGACACGGUUGAAUGUUCUGUCUGUGGGAAGGUUUCUACCAAGAAGUGCUCUCGUUGCAAAUCUGUGAGAUACUGCUCUGCGGAUUGCCAAACGUCAGAUUGGAAGUCAGGACAUAAACUAAAAUGCAAGGUGUUUCGGAGUACUGACUCUUCACCGGUGGGAAGAGAUGAUAUCGAUUACAAAGCUUCUUUGUUUGGGAAUAUGUCUUCUUCUGCUUCUAAGAAGAGUAAGAUUGGAUUGGUUCCUCAACUGAGCCAAAGCAAGGCGGCCCUCAAGCCAACAGAUGUUCUUUUCCCAUACGAAAGUUUUGUUAGAUAUUAUAACUGGGACAGACCAAUAAUGGCUCCUUGUGGGCUCACCAAUUGUGGAAACAGUUGUUUCGCUAAUGUUGUUCUACAAUGCCUUUCCUGGACACGCCCUCUUGUUGCAUACCUUCUGGAGAGAGGCCACAAAAGAGAAUGUAGGCGAAAUGAUUGGUGCUUCUUCUGUGAAUUUGAAAAUCAUCUUGAUAGAGCAAACCAAAGCCGGUUUCCAUUUUCACCAAUGAACAUUAUUUCGCGGCUGCCUAAUAUUGGUGGAAACCUUGGGUAUGGGAGACAGGAGGAUGCUCAUGAGUUGAUGAGGUUUGCAAUUGAUAUGAUGCAAUCUGUUUGCCUCGACGAAUUUGGUGGAGAAAAAGUGGUGCCUCCUCGUGCCCAAGAGACAACACUUAUUCAAUAUAUAUUUGGUGGUCUCCUUCAGUCACAGGUCCAGUGUACCGCUUGCAGUAACGUUUCUGACCAAUAUGAAAAUAUGAUGGAUUUAACUGUUGAGAUCCACGGGGAUGCGGUAUCAUUGGAGGAAUGUCUCGAUCAGUUCACAGCUAAAGAGUGGCUUCAGGGGGAUAACUUAUACAAAUGUGAUAGAUGUGAUGACUAUGUGAAGGCAUGCAAGCGCCUUUCAAUUCGUUGUGCUCCAAAUAUUCUUACAAUUGCCUUAAAAAGAUUCCAGGGUGGGAGAUUUGGUAAACUGAACAAAAGAAUUAGUUUUCCCGAGACAUUUGAUCUAGGCCCUUACAUGAGCAGUGGAGUAGAAGGAUCAGAUGUAUACAAACUCUAUGCUGUGAUUGUCCAUUUAGAUAUGUUGAAUGCCUCAUUUUUCGGCCAUUACAUAUGCUAUGUCAAGGACUUCCGUGGAAACUGGUAUAGAAUAGACGAUUCUGAGGUGGAAAAGGUUGAACUAGAAGAUGUCCUUUCUCAGCGAGCAUACAUGCUCCUCUACAGCAGGGUUCAGCCCAGACCAUCAAAUCUUAGAUCCGAAGAAGGUCAAGAUGAGAAGAAAACAGAUACAUUGAACACAGAAUCUAGCCAAGAUGGCUCUGUUGAGAGUUCCGGGGUGGGAGCGUAUGACACAAGUGUGUCCUCUCUGUGUAACGGCAUCAUCUCACAUUCAGAAGACCCUGAAUGCGGAAAAGAAUCAUCAUUGUCAGCAUCCGUACCAGUCUCUGAAGAAGGAAAGGAAGUUGACGCAAGGGUUGAUACAGUAGAUUCUGAAUCAAACCCUUCUAUUGACAUGGAACAUGAUUCCGGAACAGAUCAUCAAGAAGAAGCAGCAAAUGGGAAAGAAGAUCCAGUGGCUGAAAAUCUGGCUGUUGAUUCUUCUUGUUCGGACAUUACUACUCCAUCUCCAUCUGCUGCUACAGAGUUCAUACCUCAGGAGAACGAACAUUCAGACACCGAGUCCAAACCCCUGGAGAAAGAACAUUCAGACACCGAGAUGAUCGAUGCUCAAUGAUAUUCCAAAAGGAUGGUGGUGGAAUCACAAAACAUUUUUCAUGGCUCUUGACAAUCGACAAGAGAGCUUCUAACUUAACAAUAAUGCUGGUGAAAAUUG
This is a messenger RNA of Arabidopsis arenosa, 1956 nucleotides long. The record is from the annotation of a GenBank genome assembly. NCBI's taxonomy places the organism in Eukaryota, Viridiplantae, Streptophyta, Magnoliopsida, Brassicales, Brassicaceae.